AUGGGAGACUUCCAGACCAUUGCUCAACAAUUCGUUGAUUUCUACUACAAGACUUUCGAUACCGACCGCGCACAAUUAGCCGCUCUUUACAAAGAUUCCUCCAUGCUCACCUUUGAGAAGGAACCAUUCCAAGGCACCCCCGUGAUCCUGGAGAAGCUCACCAACUUGCCAUUCCAGAAAGUCCAGCAUCGCGUGGACACGGUCGACGCCCAGCCUGCCAAUGAACAAGGGGCCAUCUUGGUCUUGGUCACUGGAGCAUUGAUGGUCGAUGACCAGCCACAGCCAAUGAGUUAUGUGCAGACCUUCCAGCUCGUACAAGCAGAAGGCAGCUUUUUCGUCCAGAACGAUGUCUUCAGAUUGGUCUACCCAGCUCAGUGA
Exophiala bonariae is the source of this 378-nucleotide messenger RNA. It is a transcript of the gene NTF2, whose product is annotated as Nuclear transport factor 2. The record is from RefSeq and is a predicted model, not a curated record. The transcript has 7 exons. Gene Ontology annotation, biological process: protein import into nucleus. Lineage: Eukaryota; Fungi; Ascomycota; Eurotiomycetes; Chaetothyriales; Herpotrichiellaceae. Bases 1 to 378 code for a protein of 125 amino acids. Gene Ontology annotation, cellular component: nuclear pore central transport channel. Gene Ontology annotation, molecular function: nuclear import signal receptor activity.